CUGAACACUGCUUUAAACACGUAUGUUAAUUAAUUCUGGUGACUACUUAAUUCUCAUGAUCAUGAAUUGUCUCGUGUCGGCUGUCUGAAUUAGAAGGCGAGUUAUUUUGGGUAACGCACACACCCGACAUUCACGGCCUGCGCUCUCUCUCCCCUAUGGUGUCUUGUUUAAGCCCUCAGCUGGGUGGCACGUUAACUCUCUCCAUCGAGUAGAAGUGAAAAAAAUGGAUCAAUCAUAUUCACUGAUUGCUAACUAAGUUGUUUUUGGAAGGCUGCACAUUUAUUUUUGGAGACCAAAUAGCAAGGGAAGGUCAGCAGGGCUGCUUAACGCUGAACGAGUCCUCAACAUCUUGAAGUUUUUUUUUCCCACAGCACUUUAAACGUAACCGCCAAGUUUAGAAGAUCUUCUCAAUAUGCAUCAUGGUUUCUGGACUUCAAAGCAUCUUGCGAAACACAACUUCAAUUUCAUGUGAUCGAAACAUUGCUAUUUUGAUACUGGCAAUCGUCUUCAAUAUUGUUUCAAUAUCAAGGGGAUCUUCAAGACCGACUUCGAGUGAUUUACUUGCGGAUAUUCUAGGCAUGUUAUUGGUCCUCAUGUUCCCACAAAACUAGUUGAGCUUUAAUUGGCACCCAAAACUGUUUUGCUAAUGAUCGUAUCAGGGCAGCAGGAAGGCAUUGUUAUUUUUCCAAACCAUGAGGUAGCAUAUCAUUCUUCGGAUGUUGCUGGAGUGAAAGGAUAUCGCAAGUAUCUUCCUUUUGUCUUCCUGAUAAAACAAUUGUUCAGCUGUAUUCAACACCUAGUCAUACAGUGGCUAUCUGACACAAGGAAAUAGUGUGGCAUUGUGUUCAGAACUUCAGUUGCUUUGCUAGCUGUCAAUACACUGUCGACUUGAUUUCAAGAAUUGCUUGCGAUCCCAGUCCAUGUGAUGUGCUUCAUCAUUUUCUUGGACGUCUCCAUUUUAAUAGCGAACUUUUUUGUUGCUGUCAUAGUGGAGUAAUUGGUUUGAACCAUCCCGAACUCCGAGGCAAUAGUUAACGAAUCUUUGUCGUCCCAAUUAUUAGUGUUGAACAUUCUGGUACAUCUGUAUUUAACCAACUUCUCUUUGCUGCCAUAUAGUGUCGUGGAUGAUUUGAGCCAACUUGACUCCAUGUCCAUUUGAUUUCAAGAACUGUUGUCAUCCCAGUCUGUGAUAUUUCCGUUACUGAAUAUUGAAUAUUUUAAUGUUUGAUGAUGUCGUCUUCUUUGACUCUGAGGUGUAAGAGGAAUUUCAGGUCGUUCGGCAAAAAAUGGAACUCAAAAUCCUUGAACUAUGAUGAGAGGGAAGGCGGAAGAAGGAAAAAGACUGAACGAGAGCAGCUCCAGGCAGAGCUUGAGCUGGACUUACUGGAGGCAUGUUCAGACAUACGCAAGCUAGAGUUUCUACUCAAAAAGCUGGGUUUCAGUGCGAUCAACAAAAACUACAAGGAAACUCCUCUUUUCAAAGCGGCACAGGGAGGGCACCUGGACGUGGUCAAGUUCUUACUGCACCGGGGAGCGGAUGGACGGGCUAACCAGGAGAGUAAGAUGACUGCCCUCUACGCUGCCUGCCAGCACGGCUACCUCGAGGUGGCAGAAACCUUGCUCAAGAGGUUUCCUGGCAUGGCAAGUGAACAAACGCAGGACAUGGAGCUUCCUCUUCAUGCUGCGGCCAAGGAAGGCUUCCCCAACCUCGUCAAACUCCUCCUGGAAUUUGACUAUAAGACGGCUGUCGAGGAAUCGAGCAUCUGUGAGUCUGACCUUGGAACCUCCAGCAUCACCUUCAAGUCGUACAAGGGCAACUUGCCCUUCUACAUCAACCAGAGAAACAUCAAUGGACAGACUGCCCUCUAUCUAGCCUGCAUGGCCGGUCACCCUGAAGUGGUCCGUAUUCUCUUGGAAUACCAGCCUUCGGGGACAGCGAGACAUUCCUACGCGACGCUCAAGAAGAAAUCAUAUGUGGACGUUGAUUGUUACACGGUGCUUGGACAGACGCCCUUGCACAGUGCGGUCAUGAAGGGCGAUACUGAGAUCGUAGCGCUUUUGCUGAGGCAUGGUGCCGAUGUGAACCUUCCUAUCAAGUCUAUACAGUGCCUGUUUGAUUCCGCAAAGGAGAAGGAUUCAGGAAAGAUGACGGAAAAGAUGUUCUUUGCCGAAGAGGAUUCGUCACUGCUCUAUGAGGCGUGUAGCGCCAACGAGUACAACAUUGACAUCAUCAAUAUGCUUCUUCGGCAAGGUGCGCGUGAUGUUGACGACAAGGCCUUGAUGGCUGCUACGCUAGCUGUUCAUAAUGACAUCAAGACUAGUAUUCUUGCACAUACUGGUGUCCAUCCAGAUCCAGACUUUGUAAUCAGUGACAAACCUCUUAGCAAGUUCAAGAACUACUUCUUUGAAUGCUCACGGAGCAGUAGCCUUGAUUUGGAUGAGUCUUCAAUUAAGUAUGGGAAGGGAUCGCGGGAAACUGCAUCAAUGCAGAGAUCCCGUUUUGGGAGGCAGGACUCAAAGCAGAGUGAACACCGAAGGGGUGGGAUCUUAGAUCGCAGGAAAACCGUUGCGAGUAUCAAGCGGUCGGUGAGCACGCAUGGACCAUUCGAUACUGCCGUGACCAUCGACUGGCAUGAUCAUAACUUAACAGAAGUUAACGUUGAGUGGUUGGUGGAGGCUGGUUUUCGGCAUAACCCAGCUCUAAGACAUUACCCCGUUCCCGGAUCAGGGAUUCAUGAUGUAGUCGCUACCAUCACCCGAAUUGACAUUUCUGAUAACAGCCUCGGUAGGAUUCCUCUGGUUGUAUUCCAGCUGCCAUCCUUGCAGCACCUGAAUGCCAGUCGGAACAAAAUCAGCAGACUCCCUGAAGGACACACUGUUGGAGAACAAAGCUCAAGAAAGAGUACUCAUUCAGAUGGUUCCGAUGUAUUAGCUCCGGAUCAGUGGAACGCCCCCUUGCUGAAGCAUAUUCACUUGGAGCACAACAGGAUAAGUGUCUCACCUCCAGAUAUCUUCUUAUUGCCAUGUCUGGAAAACCUUUUCCUUCAGAACAACAGGCUGGCUCACAUGCCGUUUGAGAUGUGGAUGUCACCGAAGCUGAAAAAGCUCAAUCUUAGUCGGAACAGGAUAGAAGAGUUGCCCAGUUACCAGAUGGACUCUGCUGGUGUUGUCAACAUGAGCUGUCAUUUGGAGAAUCCGGGGAGCAUUCAGAAUCACGCAGGAUGCAACCAGAAGACAAGCCAGAUCUCUCUACCCAUGGCGCUCUUGGCCGAAUCAAAGAAAGACUCUGCAUCAUCACCAGGCAAAGGAGGCAAAUCCCGUAGCAGUCCAACGCUUGACGAAGCCGGCUUGGAGAGCCAGUCUACCUCUACAAGGGGGAUGAAACGACAGAUCUCCUCUGGAGCGAUGUCGAUGCCAGACUCAGAGGGAGCUGAUUCCGGGUCGCACACACCCCCGCGGCGGUACUCCUUUGUCAAUAUGAAGCGCCAUCGCUUGUGCAGCAUGGGGACAUAUGACGUCUCCCACGAAGAAGAGGAAAAUGUGAACGUAGAUGAACUGAGUUCCUUGGAAGUACUUGACCUGUCUCAUAACAAACUUUCCCAGAUACCAUCAGGUCUACCUUGCCUGUCUCCAAAGCUGACCAAGCUUAUCCUGUCCCACAAUGACAUCUUAGAACUCUGCUCUAUCAGCAAGCUACCAGCAGGUCUGAUGGAUCUAGAACUGGCCCAUAAUAAAGUCAAGUACAUCUCCGUAAUAGCACCAAGGACCUCUCUCCGCGGCAAGAACACUUCUUCGCGGCUCAUCCGGGCGGCAUCUACGGUGGAGAACCCUACCAAUUCGACCGACUCCUGCUACAGUCCGAAGACAUCCUGCUACAUGGUCACCUCGCCGCUAUCAUCCUCAUCGUCCAGACGUAGGAGCCGUGAGUCCGUCAUGGUGUCGCCGACUCUCUCGGUGUCCACCAACAGCCUGGUCCAGGUCUGCAAGCAUCGGAGGCACCGGACCUUGGCCAACCUCAGGACCCUGGACCUGUCCAACAACUGCUUGGAGAAGCUGGAGAUCAUCUCAAGGAUGCUUGUGGAUGCGCCCCAUGAUAUCGAUGAAGAUGAGGAUGAACCCAUGGUAGUGACGAUACAUGGACAGCAGGAUGAAGACCCAAAUAUUCCUGCUGAUGCCUGGAAGCUCUACACCAACACAGCUUGCACGGACACAGAGGGAACCCUACUCUUUCCGAGCCUGAACGUCCUGAUGCUCUCCAACAACCUGCUGAGUGAGAUCCCGGCCGAUGUGCAGUACCUGACCAAGCUUAGCAGUUUCAAGGUGGAUGGUAAUACAAACAUCACUACCCUACCACCAGAGAUGGGAAGACUCAAGUGUCUCUACGACUUCAACGCAGAUGGUUGCCAACUUGUGGAGCCUCUCUCUUCAAUGAUCAAGACAUCGCUCGUCAAAGAUGUGCUGGGAUACCUUCGUUCCAUUCUCGAUGAUGCCAAGCCGUACACCCGUAUGAAACUUAUGUUUGUAGGGAAGGCUGGCAUUGGGAAGACAACCCUGCUGAAUGAACUUCGCAGGGAUGGUGUGGGUGCAUAUAUCGCCCAGUCACUAGGGACUUUUGGAGAGAGACAGGGCAACAGUCACAUCAGUGGAAAGACCUUGAAGGGCAACCACCUGUCUACUGUUGGGGUAGACGUUUGUGAGUGGACCUACAACAAGAAGAAAGCCAAGCACGGCAAGGUCACCUUCAGCACAUGGGACUUUGGAGGACAGCAAGAGUUCUAUGCAACACACCAGUACUUCCUGACCAAGCGCUCCCUCUACCUUGUGGUGUGUAAGAUCACAGAUGGGUCAAAGGUCAUAAAUGAACUCCAGCAAUGGCUGGUCAACAUCCAGGCGAGGGCACCUAACUCGCCAGUCAUCAUUGUCGGCACGCACUACGACGUCAUCCUCCGAGAUAAGAAGUACUCAAAGGAGUACUGGCCCGAGCUGAAGCGCACCAUCUUUGAUCGAUUCAUCAACAUCGCCCAUCCCCAGGAUGCGGGGCUCCCUCAUGUGAUAGCCUGCGUGGAGGUGAGCUGUGCCGCGAGCUCCAAGUCGUACAAUGUCAACAUGCUUAGGGACUUGGUCUAUGACACAGCGUACAGUCUGACCGAGGGUAGAGAGAGGGAGCCCUUGCUGAUGCAGCGGGUGCCGACAUCAUAUCUUGCCCUUGAGAAGGCUGUGAUGCAGAUCUCGGCCGACAUGAGGGCCGCGAAGAGAGAGCCUGUCCUGCACAGUACUGAAUACAAGUCAGAGGUGAUGAGGAUGAUGGUAGAACAAUCUCAGAUCUCAUUCCAUGACAAGGAAGAACUCCUUCAAGCUACAAGGUUCCUUCAUAACAAUGGUAUUCUUCUUCACUACGAGGACUCCAUGUUGAAUGACUACUUCUUCCUGGACCCGCAAUGGCUAUGCGACACAUUGGCUAAGGUCGUGACGAUUCCAGAGAUCAAUCCGGACGUUAAGAAAGGUGUCAUGCUAGUCAGAGAUUUGCAUCGAAAGUUUGAGGAUUCCAGCGUGAAAGAGUUCAUCGUCAGUCUCCUCAACAAGUUUGAGGUGGCCGUGACCUAUGACCCCAAGCACCUGUUGAUCCCCUCUCGUUUACCCCAGGAGGGUGUGGAUACCACCAUUAUACCGGUCUUCAGAAGCAGGAGCGACUCCACUAGGGUGUACAGGAAGACAGGAGCAAGAAGUCCAUCCCCAAUUCAAUCCUCUCCCCCAGAAAGAUGGAACAGGAAAGCAGUAAGGGGUCACAGUCCCUCCCCUUCCAGGAUAUACUGCCAUGAUGGAUCACCGACAGACGGCUCGUCACCCAGAGAGACGUCUCCAGAGACCGUUGAGACCCCUGAGAGGAGCCCAGCCACGAUGUCCAUCCCUGUCCCGAUCCGCAGGAACCUCCAAGGCAAGGCCCGCAUGGCAAAUUGCGCUUCAUCACCUCCUUGCGAGAUGUACAGCGAAGCCUCAACGUCUACCAUGGGGUUGGACGCAAUGGAUACCCCCACAUUUGAAUUGUUGAGGAAGUCUGCCACCAUCACCAAGAGCCCCAGCUCAGGGGAUGUCAACACGGGAACGGUCAAAGGGAAGCUGGACAGAGCCGACAUCGAGUUGGUGUCCAAUAAGGCACAGGACAGCAAGGUACCGAGCCCUUUUGAUGGGUACAAGUUCACUCCUGUGGAGAACCUAAAGACAGCUAUCAGAAGACUCUAUAUCCUGCAGUACAUUCCUAGUGGCUUCUGGUCACAUCUGAUCAGCAGACUGUUGUCCGACCAGAUGAUCCCUGGUCUCAUCAACUCCAUGUAUCUGCUAUCGGAUGAUGUCCACAGGUUCUUUGAGGGUGAGCCCCUGUCAGAGUUCACCAAUGAGUUCCAAUGGGUAUGUUGGCAGUCGGGGAUCGAACUGAAAUUCAUGUCGGUGACUGUGUUCCAUGUGAAGGCUGUUGUCAGGGAAAAGCUUCUAAGUUCUGUCUUCGAGCGAGAGAGGAGACCCGAGUCCGUCCAUGUAUUGAGCCUAACAGACGAUCCUGACCACUUCCCGAGGAACGUUUCCCUCUCCCGAAGUGGUCAGCUAGAGAUACUCAUUCCUAACCAAACUCUAGAAGUUACCCAUAGGAUACAACAGAGAGAGGCCAAUGGAAAGGGAAUGUCCGAUUCUGUGAAGAUUCUGACAUCCUUGGAGACUGUCUCUCGUCUCCUUGCCACCAUCAUCGACUUGAUUGACACCUUGAUAGAGAACUUCUACCCCAACCUCUGUGAGCCUUUGGGCACAACUUUUGAAGGAGAGCUCUUCAUCACAAGAGUUGUUCCUUGCCAUCGCUGUUGGCGGGACUAUAAUAAGCCGAGCUGGGACGAGGUGGAUGUCUCCGAGUGGGAGUUCAUCCACGCUUUGGAUGCGGAAGAGCACAUGAACGCUGAACACGAGUCUCCGCUCCUCUGGUCGUCCAUCAGCUCCGCGGAUGCCCAGAUGAUCACCACCCGUACUGGUGAGCAAAGCAAGCUCUGCUGCGGUCUCUCCUGCAGCUAUCCAAGACUCCACGACGACAUCCUGACAGGGGUCAACCUCAAGCAGCUCAACCCAAGACGAAGAGCAGCCCAUGCCCUCCAGCGGAAGGAUCGCAUUGCAGCAACGACCAACGCCCGCCUCUCGGCCGAUGGUGACAUGACUCUACAGACAGAGAUCGACAAUGACCGUGAGCAUCCCCUACCGCUGGAAACCUGCAGUGAGCUAGGCAUUGAGCCUGAUGUCAGCAACGAUAUGAUGCCCAUGGACACUGUCCUCAACAGCACCCUGUUGAGCUCAAUCCAUAAGAGUGCUGAUGUGCCGCAUGAUAUCUGCGUGUACGGAUUCCUCUUUGAAGAACUAGUCCUGCAGUCUAUGAGGAAUGAGUUUGUGGAGUGCCCCAACCAUGGAAACAUAGCAAUCUCUGUUGUUGCCCCAGAUGUUAUGUAUGCAGACCUGGGCCCAUCCGUCCUUACCGAGAAGUCUGCUCUAGACAUCCAACGUCUGUUGGGCAGCGGGACGUUUGGUCUUGUCUUCCAGGGGGUGAUGGCUCGCGCCUCCGAGCACCGACGGCCUAUCGCGGCCAAGAUGCUCCAGCCCUACCCUCCGGGGCAAGGUGCAGGAAACACUGACCGACGGCGCUACGACAAUGACAACACAAAGUGGCACCGGGAUCCGCUGCGGUUCUCCUGCGAGGCGUAUCGCACGGCUCGCAAGGAGCUCUCCAUCAUCAACAACCUUGAUCAUCCUCAUAUUGUUCCUCUGCUGGGCUUCUGCAGGCAUCCCAUGUGUCUGAUCCUUGAGCUGGCACCACAGGGAGCGCUGGACACCAGAAUGGAGAAUUUUAAGCGCGUCGGAGCCAGGUUGACACCUCACACCUUGCAGGAAUUGGUGGUUCAGGUCUCAUCGGCUGUAGCCUACCUUCACAGCAAGGAUAUCAUCUACCGAGACCUCAAGGCAGAGAACGUCCUGGUGUGGAAGUUCCCGCAGCCUUACAGUCCGAACCCAGCAGAUCCGAUCAAGGUCAAGCUUGCGGACUAUGGCAUCAGCGUGACCGCUCUUCCUUCGGGUACCAAGGGGUACGGUGGGACACCGGGAUAUAUGGCUCCGGAGAUCGUACAGUACGAUGGCAAGGAAACCUAUAAUGAGAAGGUUGACUGCUUUUCCUUUGGAAUGUUCAUGUUUGAGCUGAUGUCCCUUCAGAGGCCCUUCGAGUGUCUGGUCGGAAAGGAUGUAGGUCGUCUGUCGGAGGUCAUCAAGCAGCUUAUCAAGGAUGGACAGAGACCUGUACUCUCAAGGAAGGAGAAGUCCUACCCAACCUACAUGCUGGACCUGCUGUCCUGGUGCUGGGCUCAAGACUCCAGGGACCGACCCUCGAUGGAACAGAUCAAGGACGUCUCAAAGACGGCCGAGUUUGCCAACCUCCUGGAAGUGCUCUCGCUGGAGGAGAAGCCUGUCGUCUCCUGCGCCGUUGCCACGACGGCAGGAUGCAGCCCGGAAGGAGAUGGCCCAGAUGCAUCGUCCAGUCUGCCGGUCAUCUGGAUGACCCAGACCGUGGAGGAGGACCAAUCCUCAUCAGUGGUCAUCCUCAACAUUGACCGCACCCCUAGCGACGACACGACCUGCUUCAAUCUGACCGUUACCGGGGGCACCGUCCGCUGUGUGUGCUCCGUGGCUGACACCAUGUGGCUUGGUUUGAAUACAGGCUCCAUAGUGGUCUAUGAGAAUGGAAGGUUCUCCUACCCCAACGAAAUAGCGCGCCUCUCCCUGCCCCAGUACAAGAGCAAACCUCGCUCCCCCUGCACCAUGCUCCACAUACCCCCUCUACAGCUGGUUGCCAUAGCAGCAGAUCACGAAGUGGCCUUCAGGCAAGAGGAUGGUAACGGGAUGCCCUCGGCAGACUCGGACGGCUUCCACUAUGUCCAUGUUCAGAGGGAGAUCAUCUCCAUGGCUAUCGUCCUAAAGAAGAAUGGAAGCAAAAGAUCCUACGAGUUAUGGUGCGGUCAGACCGAGGGAUACAUAACCGUCCUGGACGCCGGCAACUUGACCCUGUGCCAGGUCAUCCUCUGCCAUCUUGACGAUCCCCUCCCCUUGGCACCUGUCACUCAGAUGGUGACCUAUGACCUUGCGAUCCAGGAGCAGAUGGGCCUUCAGCAUGUCUGGUCUUAUGUCCAGCCAGGGCCUGUGGUGUACAAGUGGAACACCGAAACAAGGGCAAUAGAGGGCAGGAUUGACUUUGUAGCGACUAUCUCGACUUGUCGAUCUAACCCCCGACCAAGAGGCAGACAGAGCCAUCGACCAAUGAGCGCCUUCCGCUCUCAAGUGAACUCCAUGUGCCUGAGCGGUGAGUACCUCUACAUCGGGAUAUCCUGUGGGCAUCUCCUUGUCCUUGAUGCCUCCACCCUUGCGCCGGCCAUUCUGCUCUCCUGUCACGAGGGUCCCGUCAAGUUUGUCAUCCCCGUUGCGCCCUCCCAUCAUCACCACUUGGUCCCUGACCUUCCGGAUUCAUCCAUCAUCCCUGACCAUCAGUCAGAGGUGGCCGUAGCCCACCGGUUCCGCUUCAGCCGCCCAACCGUGGUCACCCUCGGAAAGGGGUUCAACGAUCUGGUCGGUGGCUACGGGAACUCGCCAUCCCGCUUCACGGGUCAAGAGAGGCUGGGUUGGUAUAUUCUCCUCUGGAACAUGGAGUACUUCAAUGAGGAUCGCCUUGAGUUGGGAAAUGAUUUCCUGGAUGGGAUUGUUAGAAAGAAGUCAAGGAGCACAGAGGUAUGACAACCUGGUCUAGGUCUAAGGGGUCUCGCCAGCCUGCUUUAGAGAGUAGGGGCACUUUCAACAGUCAUUCCUUCUUUUGAACGCGAAGCUCUUCUGUGAGGAUCGAGGAGAACAGAGGAGUAACGACUUAGUCUGGGACUACAGGUUCUCUCCAGCCCACUGCUGAGGACCAGAAGCAAUCUUGCUGGUCCAAUCCUCCUCUGGAAUAUUGCCUUUGAUGAGGAUCUCCUAUUUCACGGGACAGGAUUUCUUGGACAGGAUCACGAGGAAGAAAUCAAGAAGUACAAUGGAUUGAUGAUCUUAGUCUAGGGCUUCAGAAUCUCCAC
Strongylocentrotus purpuratus (purple sea urchin) is the source of this 10127-nucleotide messenger RNA. RefSeq names its product leucine-rich repeat serine/threonine-protein kinase 1. Gene Ontology annotation, molecular function: protein kinase activity; ATP binding; protein binding. The transcript is spliced from 25 exons. Bases 1228 to 9801 code for a protein of 2857 amino acids. Gene Ontology annotation, biological process: protein phosphorylation. Lineage: Eukaryota; Metazoa; Echinodermata; Echinoidea; Camarodonta; Strongylocentrotidae. The record is from RefSeq and is a predicted model, not a curated record.